GGUAUUAGGCAACUUUGGGCAUGAUUUGUUGUUUUUUUUAAAUUUGAAAAAAAUGGAUUAUAUUGAAAGAAUUUUUUUUUUUUUUUAAAAAGUCGGAGGUGGCAUGAGUCGCCCAUGCAUCAUCAAUGAUCGGAUCUGGGUUGCAGAGAGAGGUGAGAUUCGAUAAUGGCGUCAAAGGAAUCGGCAGAAGGGUCAGUGCAGAACGUAUUGGAUCAGGAGACGCUGAAAUGGGUGUUCGUGGGAGGGAAGGGCGGAGUGGGGAAGACGACUUGCAGCUCCAUCAUCGGGAUCCUCCUCUCCCGGGUUCGAUCCUCCGUCCUCAUCAUCUCCACCGAUCCCGCCCACAAUCUCAGCGACGCCUUCCAACAGCGCUUCACCAAGGCUCCCACCCUCGUCAAUGGCUUCUCCAAUCUCUACGCCAUGGAAGUUGAUCCCAAUGUCGAACAUGAGGAAGGUGGUAGUUCUAAUGGAAUGGAUGGGGUUUUGUUUGAUCUGGCAAAUGCUAUUCCUGGGAUUGACGAGGCCAUGAGUUUUGCUGAGAUGCUAAAAUUAGUGCAAACCAUGGAUUACUCUGUUAUAGUAUUUGAUACGGCACCUACGGGCCACACACUACGACUAUUACAAUUUCCCUCAACCCUUGAGAAAGGCCUUGUCAAAAUGAUGAGUUUGAAGAGUAAGUUUGGUGGCUUCCUGAGUCAGAUGGGUCGUUUCUUUGGAGUUGGUGAUGAAUUUGGUGAGGAUGCAAUCCUGGGAAGGCUUGAGGGAAUGAAAGAGCUUAUUCAACAAGUUAGCAGGCAGUUCAAGGAUCCGGACUUGACAACCUUUGUUUGUGUCUGUAUCCCAGAAUUCCUCUCCCUAUAUGAGACGGAGAGGCUUGUGCAAGAACUCACUAGGUUUGAGAUCGACACUCAUAACAUUAUUAUUAACCAAGUGAUUUUUGAUGAAGAAGCUGUUGAGUCCAAGUUGCUCAAGGCUAGAAUGCGGAUGCAACAAAAAUACUUGGAUCAAUUCUACAUGUUAUAUGACGACUUCAACAUUACCAAAUUACCCGUGCUGCCAGAAGAGGUCUGUGGGGUUGAAGCUUUGAAGGCAUUUUCGCAUAAUUUUACAACGCCGUACCGGCCUUCCCUUGUACGAAGCUCGCUAGAAGAAGUAGAACAGAGAGUGUGCACACUAAGGGAACAACUGAGUGUUGCUGAAGCAGAACUGGAAACACUUAGAAAAGGAAAACAAAAGGUUUGAGCUUUGGGUGUGCACACAUAUUGUGUCUUCUUCCUCCCCAGAGGAAUCUGUUUUUUUAUGUUUUCCACAAGGAUGUCAUUUGAAUUGUACACUCAUUUAUUUUAUUUCUUUGUAGAAAACUUACUGCCCUGGUUUAUUACGGAGUAGCAUUAUUUUAACCACAAAAAUCCCAUAACUCCGGCCUCAAAAUUUCUUGAUUCUUAUUUCUUUUAUUAUUUAAAUAUUUAGUGUAAAGCUUCAUAUUUAAAAAUAAGACCCAAAAGUUCUACAAAAUUAUGUUCUUUUAUCAAAUAUUCCGUAGUUAAUAAAAUUUUCGGCUCUACAACAACAACAACAACAACCCAGUUAAAUCCCACAAGAGUAGGGUCUGGGGAGGGUGUGUGUACGCAGACCUUGCCCCUACUCGAAAGUAGAGAGGCUGUUUCCAAAGAGACCCCCGGCUCAACGUCGAAAGUUGCAUUGCUUGACUAACUGCUACUUCAUUAAUUAAAGAAGCGCAAAUAGUUUAGAUAUCCAUUUUGAUUUAUUCCAUCACACCCCAAAGCCAAAAACAAGUGAAAUUAAAGUCAACUAAACUUU
Molecule: messenger RNA, 1821 nt
Organism: Cuscuta campestris
Lineage: Eukaryota; Viridiplantae; Streptophyta; Magnoliopsida; Solanales; Convolvulaceae
Source: the annotation of a GenBank genome assembly